AUCUUGGCAGCGGCCAUGAGCGGCUCCAGGGCGCGGGCGGCGGCGGCGGCGCCGGGGCCGGACAAGAAGCUGCCGCCGGGCUCCGCGGGGCCGCUCGGCCGCCUGCGGGGCCGACGCGGAUCAGCCGAUGCGCCGCCACGGCAGCCCUGGACCGAGUCCGAGUUACUGGCGCUGGAGACCGUCCGGCCCGAGCACGUCCUGGGGCUGUGCCGGGUGACGGAGAAUUAUUUAUGCAAACCUGAGGACAACAUUUACAACAUUGACUUCACCAGGUUUAAGAUCCGGGACCUUGAAACUGGAACAGUACUUUUUGAAAUUGCGAAGCCGUCUGCUUCAGAGCACGCUGAGGAGGAUGAAGAUGACAGCAGUGAACUGGAUGCAAGUGCAGGUCGCUUUGUUCGGUACCAGUUCACCCCAGCGUUUCUCCGUCUUCGGACUGUUGGUGCAACAGUGGAAUUCACAGUGGGAGAAAAGCCAGUGUCAAACUUUCGAAUGAUUGAGAGGCAUUACUUCCGAGAUCGCUUGCUGAAGAACUUUGAUUUUGAUUUUGGCUUCUGCAUCCCCAGUAGCAGAAACACAUGUGAACACAUUUAUGAAUUCCCUCAGCUCUCAGAAGACCUUAUCCGUCUGAUGGUUGAAAACCCGUACGAGACGCGCUCGGACAGCUUUUACUUUGUGGACAACAAGUUGAUUAUGCACAACAAAGCCGACUAUGCUUACAAUGGAGGACAGUAAUCAUUCUGUGUGCUGGAUGCUGUGAUGCCCUUAACCAUUCCAGAUGUGCAGGAGUGGACUGGAGUUGCAGUCUCGUGCAACGAGGCUUCUUGCCAAACCUUUUCUCUGUGGAUGAGGCUGAGAACAUGAAGCAAAGAUGACGGCUAUUGAAAGGAAAUCUCCCUGCAACACCUCUUUAUCUGAGACUCAGCAUUUCCUGCCUCUCCUUCUCUGUUCCUGGCUAUCUUCUAAUAACCUUGGUUAGGUCAGUGAUCAGAGGGACUCCUAGACAAUUCUUGCUCUUAGUCUUUCUAGUUAGGUUGCACCUUUAAUGCUUCUGAUGUUUCACUUCUUGGAUGAAUAUCCUUUUUCAAGAGGUCAGAUUGUUUGUGUUAAGCUAUUUCUUAGCAAGAAAAUCUUAACCCAUUCAAGUAGCCAGUGAUGCUUGAGGAGCAGAUCUUUUAUUCAGUUGGAUAUAUAAUCUCUUCAGUGGCAGUGAUUUUGUUUGUUGCAUUGCUGACAUUGUUUUUUAGGGUGCAUCCCAAUAUUCUCCAGUGGGAAAGAGACUAAUUCACCUUCUAAGCAGUGCAGGAAUAUUCCAUCUGCCUCUGGGGGCCUGAGCUGCCCCUAAGAACGUUUAAGCUCUGUUUUGCCCGAGAUUUCACUAGAGAUAGGACAUAGGGGAAAAAGGGGAAUGCCCUUCUGAUAGCCCUUCUGUUUGAGCUUUUGUGAGGAAACUGUUGAAUUUUGGAGCUCAGGGGUCAACCUUAGAGCUGAUGUUAAUCUCACUGUAUUUACCAUUUCUCCUUUUUCCCUUUGUAGGAUUUUUUGGCCCUUGCUACAGAAUGUAUUGCUUUUUAGGUAGACAGCACAUUGUCAGCUGGCUGGGGUGAAGGUGUCACUCUGGUGGGGCUUAGAGGAAAAAGGGAGAAUGUGGAAAAUCACUUGAAAAAUGAGUAGGAAGCAGAGUUCAGUCUACACUUGUAAACCUGACUGGUUUGUCAGAGUUGCUGUGAGCAGCACCAGCUCAUUUUCUUUGUUGCAGUGGAGAUAUUGGUAGCUAAAAGCUUCCCAGGUCAGAUCACUCAGUGUUACGGAGUGGGAUCCUUGGAAAGUGAGAAUGUACAUGGUUCUCUCUUUUAUUGUUCCCAUCACUGCUCUGCCUGCUCAGCUGCUUAUUUAUGGUUUAGGAAGUCAUGCUGCCAAGGUUGAUACCACAGCUGUGUUUGGGAUCUGGCAAUGGGAAAUGGCAUCAUGCAGUGGGAAGAGGAGGACCAGUUGGGCAAGCUCCCAGCUGUGCAAAAUCUCAGCUAUCAAAACCUUUUUUCCCAACUGUGCAAAAUCUCAGCUAUAAAAACCUUUUUUGCCAGUUUUGCUGGCUCUCAAGACUGGUACUUUUCCUGUCCUCAUGCUGGGCUGGUCAGUUGUGUCUCUUGUUGGGGCAGUUUAGGUUGUGUCUAGACUGGAGACCUUUUCUAAUACUAGUUCCAUUUGUUCUUGAGACAGUUAAAACCUAACUGUUCAGUGGUUACCUGUUGUGCUAAGAAGGAUUCAGCAUAGUUUGUGUUUUAGCAGGAUUGAGUGGGGUGGACAUCAGAGCCUAGAGCCUGUUAAUUCAGACAGGAAUAGGAAACCACUGUCUUUACUUCCAGCUUAGUGAAAGUGACUUUGGUGUGGAACAUCAUCUGGCAUCAGAGUAAGCAGUGAGAGUGUGUAGGGUAGCAGACAUGAAUGAAUUUCCAGUUCUUAGGAAGAUACUUAAUUAUGAUUAACCACAACAAAUGACCUGUUCUGGGUGGAGCAUUAAUCAUGAGCAACCACAACAAAUGUCUUGGGAAUGUGGAGGGGCAAGGUCUGCCUGAUGGAAAGAUGAAGAACUAUUCUGCCACCAUCGAUCCCCUCCAGCAUCUCCACAGGCACUAAUGCAAUCUCGUUUAGGAUCUUCAGGAUUAGGUAAAGCUGUUGUUGAGGUGGACCUCGAGAUGGCUCUUACAGUGAACACCUUCCACAGCCCUCGUGCUGUGCCUUUGAGGUGGGAAGCAUUUGCUUUGCUCUAAGUUACUCAUCACAAAGCAGAACUGUCUGGAAGUGUGUUUUUCACCCUGAAGUGUUCAGAAAUAAUGUCUGAAGAGCCUACUUGUUAUUCCCUGGCAAAUUUUAGCAUAUUGAACUGAAUUUUGUAUGUAGUAUAAAUCCAGGUGCCUUUAAACGUUACUUUUAUAACAUUUUCUA
Taeniopygia guttata (zebra finch) is the source of this 2946-nucleotide messenger RNA. RefSeq names its product unc-119 lipid binding chaperone B (gene UNC119B). The record is from RefSeq and is a predicted model, not a curated record. Gene Ontology annotation, biological process: nervous system development; cilium assembly; lipoprotein transport. Gene Ontology annotation, cellular component: cilium. Lineage: Eukaryota; Metazoa; Chordata; Aves; Passeriformes; Estrildidae. Gene Ontology annotation, molecular function: lipid binding.